AUGAUUAAUGGUGACUUGGAGUCAUUUGACUAUGGAGAUAUUGAUUCACCUUUGGAUCUACUGAAAGAUGAUGAUGGCUGCAUGCUGAAACCUGUGUCUCAAGAUGAGAACUCCUCCAUAUAUGAUAUGCAGCCUUCUCCAUCUCAAGAUUCUGGCUUUGUUGAUAGCCCUCUAUCAUUGCCUUCUCCAUUUUCUGGAGUCUCAAGUUCAUCUCGUUCCUUUGAUUCAACGCCUCCUUUAUCCCCCUCUUCUGACAGCCAAGCAUCUAUCUUUGUUACUGUUGGAGAACAGAAGUACUAUGUCAGUGGCCUUUCAGAAAAUAGGUAUGUUCUAACAGGAGAUGAUGGCUCAUUUGUGAUAGCUCCUUAUGCAUCAACAUCGAGCCAACUGACCCAGUCCAUUGGGAAAGAUGCUGCAACUGCAAAUAAGAAGCUCCCAAAGCUACAGCCCAAAGUGGAAGGCCAUCCUUCAUCUGCAAACUUACCAAUCAAGUCUGAAGAUGCUAAGGACAUUCUCUGCAUAUCCCCUACUGGUCCCACAAAUGCUGGGGGGUCAUGUCUCCAGUCUGCAAUCAAUGGGCUGGUCUGUCAGAGCAACUGUGCAAGUACAAAGACCCAUCUUUCCAUGCCUAAUCCCAUAGCAUAUCCAUCCAUACCAUCCGGAGGAACAGGAACAGUUGAACCAAGCUGUAAGAAGCAAGAAGCCCCAAAGCGAAGAGGCAGGAUUGCCAGGGAAAUCAGGGACUCAAUUCUCACAUCUGAAGAUCGAGCUUUGAAGUAUCAGCUCAAAUUGAUCAAGAAUCGUGAAAGUGCCCUUUUGUCACGGAAGAAGCGGAAGGAAUACUUGACUUCUCUAGAAGUUAAAGUUGGGAAGCUUUCUUCAGAGAAUGAGGCCUUGCGGAAUGAAAAUGCAGUUCUACAAGAAAGGAUUUGCUUAUUGGAACAGGAGAAGAAACUUCUUCUGAGUUCUGGAGGCUCUUUGAUUGGUAACUCCAAGAAAGGAGUCACACUUUUUGCCUUCUGUAUUUUGUUCCUCUUCAAUGUGGGACCUCUCUUGGGAUUACUGGGAAGACCAAUGAGAGGAGAGAUGUUCCUGAAUACCCCAGUUGCAAGUCCCAGUGCAGAGGUCCAUCAUGGCCGUUCACUCUUAUGGACCAAUGAAAGUCAGGAUAAUUCUUGGAUGAAUGAGAGUGACCAAGAGUAUUAUGGAAGAAAUCUCACAAAACCUGGUGAUCUUCCUACAUGUCCUAUGUCCAUUAACAAAUCUGAAUCUCUUCGGUUAGAUAAUGAGUUGCGAGGGUGGGUAUUUGGCUUGGAUUCAGCAAAGCGUCCCUCAAGUUCAGCACAUCGAAAAUUCCAUCCGAAGCUUCAUCCUAAACAAGUCAUUGGAUAUCCACUGGCUCCACUUUUGACAUCUCAGGGACUCCUGGUUGAUGAUCCUCUCUUCAGCAAAGAUAUCCCUUCAUCCAAGUUCAGCUACAGAGAGAUUAAUCUUGGAAGUCAAGAUCACAACACUGGACUCCAUAAAGACCUUCAAGUAUUUGACAUCAGAAAGCAGUUCUCACUUUCUGGUUUCUUGGAUGCCAUCCAUCGUAAAGAUGACACAUUUUAUGUGGUGUCCUUCUCUGGAGAUCAUGUGCUUCUCCCUGCCAUUGCACAUAAUGCUACUCAUAGGCCAAAGAUGUCUCUCAUCCUUCCUGCCAUUCCACUGAACAGUUCAAUGCAGCCACCUCCUAAUCAUGUUGCAAUGAUGCAGAUAGAUUGUGAGGUUGUGAACACAAAGCUGAUGCACCUGGAGAAUUGGUUGGUGCCUGAGAAGAAACAAAGCAGUUCACAGGAGCCCCUGAAACAGCAUGGGAAUUCUACCAAACCUAAGGAAAAUGUGGAUAAUCCCCAGAAUUCUCAAGCAAAGAAUCCAUGGAGAGAUUCUGAUGGAUUUGCUUCUUGCACACAGGCUUCACUUAUCAACUACAUGCAAGGAGGAUACAUCGACGGUAGUGGGGGAGCGAAUGAGUCCCCCACCCAUGGCAAAGCAGAUGCUUCAUCUGUGGAGGAAAAGGAGCUUGUCCAAAUGGUCAAGAUAGGGAAAACGAACAAUGUCCUCUCUCUGUGGGGAAAUCAGAAAACGAUGAAUUUUAAUCCACUGAUUCUCAGCAACAUUCAGUCAUCACAUUAUUUCAAAGUGACCUUGUAUCAACUGAAGACCUAUCAUGAGGUGAUUGAUGAGAUUUACUAUAAUGUGAGGCACCUGGAGCCUUGGGAGAAGGGAAGCAGAAAAACUUCAGGACAAACUGGCAUGUGUGGUGGAGUGAGAGGAGUAGCAGCAGGAGGUAUUGUGUCCACUGCCUUCUGCAUUCUGUACAAACUCUUCACAUUGAAGCUGACACGGAAGCAGCUUACUGGACUUCUGAAUCAUGCUGAUUCCCCUUACAUUCGGGCCCUUGGUUACAUGUUUUGUCAACCUCCAUCCACUUUCUGGGAAUGGUAUGAGUCAUACCUUGAAGAUGAAGAGGAAAUUGAUGUGCGAGCUGGAGGAGGCCAUGUGAUGACCAUAGGUGACAUGCUUCGGCACUUUCUCACCAGGUUGGACUGGUACAGUGCCCUCUUCCCACGUAUUCCUGUCCCCAUUGAGAAAGAUCUCAAAAAGAAACUUGAAGAGAAGUUCCCACCCAAGAAGACUGGACCACAGAGGAGUGUGCGCCCAGAUGAGCCUGAGAAAGUGAGACGAGAUGAUGAUAUUGCAGUGAAUCCUGCAACACAAUCCCACACAAGGUCAAGGAGCAGAGACCAAGCCCACCCCCCUGUUGACACCUCACAAAGACACAGUUUUGAAAGAGAUUCAACACACCAAGCUGGAGAGAGAAGAGGAAGGGAUCAAGGCUACAAUCUCCGUAAUGAUGGUCAUCGCAACAGCGCAAGAGAGAGGGAUUCAGACAGGAGGUGUCAAGAUGAGAAACGACGAGAUCCUGGGGAUGGUCGAGAGAGACGUUACGAGAAAGAUGAUCCAGGCCGAUUGACCCAUAGCCAUGAUCGAGACAGGGAUCGGGAAAGACGUCAUGAAAGAGAGGAGCGAAUUGGUCGGGAAUAUGAACGUGAUCGUGAGAAACGAUAUGAGAGGGAGGAUCGAGAUCGAGAUAAGCGCUCUGACAGAGAAGAAUGGGAGCGACACUACAAGAGGGAUCGUAAUAGGGUCAAAGAAAAGAGAAGUAAUAGAAGUCGAAGUCCUGAUCGUGUGGAUGGAAGGAAGCUUGAUAAUUACACUGAUCCAGCACGCUCUGAAGUUCUUGUUGAUACUGGGCCGAAGAACAGCAUCUUCAGUAAAGACAAAGUGUCUUCACCUCGCUUCCAUGUAUCCUUGACACCCUCAAGGCCCAAGUUGUAUCUAUGGAACCUGACCGUGUACACGAGAAGCAGGAAGAGUGAGAAAAAGCGACCAUUAUGA
Molecule: messenger RNA, 3441 nt
Organism: Darwinula stevensoni
Lineage: Eukaryota; Metazoa; Arthropoda; Ostracoda; Podocopida; Darwinulidae
Source: the annotation of a GenBank genome assembly